CUCCUGAAUGCCACAUCUUCCUUCCGCACGUAACGUCUGACCAUAACAAUGUCCACACGACUGAUGUCCUCACCGCCAUCAACACCGUCACGGCCGACGCGGGUGUACCAGUAUGGCUCGCUCGGCCACCAGCCACUCAACUCGUCCCCGCUCGCGUCCUCCGAGGGCUCGUCGCCGGCCUCCUCGCCAGGAGUCCCGUCAUACGCGCGGCGACGCGCGCAAUACAAGUCCGUUGAGUCGCACUCGGUCAGCUCGCCUUCGGCCUCGCGGAGGCAAUCGCAGCGACGGCGCGUGACGCUCGGCGGGGACCUCUUCCAGCCCAUGCCCCCUACGGCGUCCGCAUCCACGCCGACUGUCCCAACAGAAGAGGCUCCGCGGAAAGCAUUCUUGAGGGAGCGAUUUAGGGCGCGAUGUCUGGAGCGCGCACAAAAGGAUCGCGAGCGGAAGAUUCAGGGGAGACGGAAUGCGAUCAGUGAGGCGAGCAGCGAGGGGGAAGAUGAGAUGAUGGAGGACGACGAGGAUGAAGAGGAGAUGAUAAAUGACGAGCUGUUCCACAGGCUGGUCGCGAGCGGGAAGCGGAAAGAGCAGCACGCAUACCGCCUAUCGUAUCAAGUCGACGUUGGCUCAUCUUUUGAUCCUGUUCUGGAGGAGACAGCAGAGUGGGAGCACGAAACUGUUGACCCGCAGCAUUCGAGCAAUCCAUAUGAUCUGGAGGAGGAGGAACUCGCAGCAUAUGCCGCAGAGUACGAUCUGCAUCUCGAAGACCUCAAUCCGGACGAAUUCUUCACCCACAGUGAUCUGGACGAUUACCCCUUUCCAGAAGAGGACAUGACUGAAGCUGCUCCACGUCUGAACGGCGCAAGAGACGGGCCUGCGGGGCAUGCGCAGGAUGGAGACAUCGAAAUGGUUAUGUGAUUUUGUAUCGUAUUUCGCUAGAGAAUUGUUGCUGCCUUGCUCUGAUCGCAUUUGUAUUUGUACCCCAGGAUGAUGUUUCAAUUGCUAUCGUGGACUUCGGGCCACUUGGUCUGCUAA
Rhodofomes roseus is the source of this 1032-nucleotide messenger RNA. RefSeq lists its product as uncharacterized. The transcript is spliced from 3 exons. Lineage: Eukaryota; Fungi; Basidiomycota; Agaricomycetes; Polyporales; Fomitopsidaceae. The record is from RefSeq and is a predicted model, not a curated record. The coding region runs from base 49 to 915 and encodes 288 amino acids.